AACACAGAUACAUGUGAGUCAGUAGCCACCUUGAGAGGGAAAAGCUCAGGGAGGAGAGCCAGGUACUUCACAACUUGUAGGAUUUCAUCGACAUUGUAUUUUAGCAGAUGGAGAACGUACACUUCACUGCUCCUGACAACUGACCAGACUCCAACCAAGCCAGAGAAAGUGCUGGCAGUGUUACACCAGUACAUCCAUGUGUUUCACGGACACAAUGACAGGGACAAUAGGACGGGAUGACGGUCCGGUUUAUCCCCUCCGCAGGCUGCAUGCACCCGGACCCGGUCUGAACCGACGGUGAACCCCCGCCUAAACCGAGCUCACGCUGCGAUUUCCUCAACUCAAGUGGAUUCGUCCAAUGUGGCAGUAACUAAUGCUGCAUCCAAGCAUUAUGGUGUACAGUUGAAGACCUAUGAGCACAUUAGCCAACAGUUAAAAUAUGCAAUCAAUCAAGCAAGAGGUGGACAGCGAGGCCUACAGUGGAGACGAUGCUCUGGUCCUGGCGAACGGAGACGGGAUGGGCCACAAAAUCUCUGGCAUUCCCUUCAAAACUUCCUGUCGCAGGAAAAGAGAGUUCAUCCCAGAGGAGAAGAAGGACACCAUGUACUGGGAGAGGCGCCGCAAAAACAACGAAGCGGCCAAACGCUCCAGGGAGAAGCGGCGCAUCAACGACAUGGUGCUGGAGAACAAGCUGAUGGCCCUGGGAGAGGAAAACACCUCCCUGAAGGCCGAGCUGCUGUCCCUGAAGCUGAAGUUCGGCCUGGUGAGUCUGGCAGCAUAUUCUCAAGAAGUCCAGAACUUAUCCAGCUCCAGCAAUAUCAACGUCUACCAGGAAGUAGUCCCACCCAGCGCCAGCCAAAGUUCUUCCAGCAGGGUUUUGGAGCCUCUUCACUCGCGCAGCAGCUGCAUAUCAGUCAUCAAGCAUUCACCUCACAUGCCCGAGACUCAAGGGGUCAAGCAAGAACCAGCAGAGAACGCACAAGAGAGAAGAAGCCCUUACGAACUGUACAGAAACUACAUCACCAGCCCUCUUUCUGGAGUCUAUCCGCAGGUCGCCGCCUUCCUACAUCUCACCCGAUCCUCCAGCAACUCCCCCAGGAGCUCAGAAGAUGGCGCUGUUAGUAAAUCAUCCGACGGAGAGGAUGAGCAACAGGUCCCCAAAGGUUUAACGCCGUCUGCAGCCGACCCACGAAGCGUCAUCGUCUCCACACACAAAGUGCCGGAUGCCAGUUCUUCAGCUUUGCCCCACAAGCUGCGGAUCAAAGCCAGAAGCAUCCAGAUUAAAGUGGAGGCCAUCAACCCGGAGUACCCUGUCGCAGUCUCAGAAGAAGGAGGAUUCUCCACUCAGCCGUCCCCCUGCCCUCUUUCUCUCCAGGUCACCAACAUGCAGCACUGGAACCAGCAACCGUGGCACAGAAGCAGCUCAGACACACUGCAAAACAAACCCAUCGCGGAGGUUAAAGACCGCUCCUAUGCACCCUCAGAGGACUUGUAUCUGAGACAUGGUCCCCCCUAUCUGCCUGCUUUGAAAAGACUGAUCCAAGCACAGCACUCUGGGUCUCUGAUGGACUCGAGCAGAAGCACAGAGUCGAUGUCGAAAGGCUGUUCCUCUGCAUGACCGUAGUGUCUUUUAUACUUCCCACUGUACUUGCUGUUGCACUGUGUGGUUAAACAGGGUUUGGAUAUGUGGUGAUUUUCAAAUGUUGGAGCACAAUGUAAGGUUGAUAGAUUAAAAACACAUUGAGGAGGGGAGGAGCUACCUGUACUGUAAUGUCACAUUCAAAUAUAAUGUAGGCCUAGAAUAGCACACCGUUAUUCAUUUAAUCAGUACAAAGAAUUCCGACUUACUCGUCUAUAUUCAUACAAAUACUGCUUUCAUUCACCUUUUCCAGACCACUGCCACUACCUGAUCCGUACCGGAGACAUGAACGCAUUUUUGGUACUUUUUGUCACCGCUAUCAUUUUAUGGCAAUUUUGAUCUAGUGCUGAUAUCAUAAGGUUCUAUGUUUGUAUUUGUAACAUAAAAAAACCCAUCCAAGUUCAUAUUCAACAAAUGUUUUUGUUGAAUAUUGUAUAUGUACAAAACACCACUUUCAAAAAUAACAAAUGCUAAUAAUAAUAAUUAACACAUAAAAACUGACAAGACAUUGAAUAUAUAAAUUACAUUUAAAAACAUAUAUAAUAUCGAUAUGAGGACAUUAAAGUCGACAAAAGAGAAAUAAAUAAUUUAAUUUACAACCCUUACAAUCUAAUGGUCCCCUUAAAUUUGAUAUGAAAAAGUAUCAUAGGUUCAAAUAAGUAAUUUGUCAUCGUUGAAUGACCUUCCCAAUUACUUUAUUCAACCAGCUUUUCUUUGAUAAUAUAUUGCGAAACUAGCUCCAUAUUUUAGGCAUUCUUUACCAAAACAACUGAAAAAGUAUUUAUAUAAUAAGGAAAAAUCUUAAAUGUCAGAACAAGUCAAACCAAAGACAGCAUUAUUUUAUAUAAAUCCCAGAAAACUGCCGUAAUUCCCACCAUUUUGUUCAGAUAACCAUCAUUGGAAGUGGCGGCUUAUUCCCAUAAAUCAGGUUUCAGGUACGGAUCAGGAAGCACCAACUACUCUCUGUGUCAAUGAAACGAAACACUUCCUUCUAACUCAUUACCUCAAAGUAGCUGGAAGGCUUUAAUGGUGAAAAAUCGGUUGAGUUUUAGCGAGUGGCUUGAUCAGGAAUCUAAAAAACGUCAUGACUGGGAUGAAUUGAUAUGACCUGACUCUUCUUUAGUCAGUGUAAUGUGCCGAAAGGAAACCAAGCAUUGACAGUCUAACAAAACAUAUGAUAUUACGUUUACCUGCCACUAUUUGAGAAGUUACAGAAUCAUUUACCAAAGGCUAAUUGACUUCUAUAACUGGGUCUGCCCUUCAGUCCCCGUUAUCGCUCUGCUUUUGUUUGAAAUGAGGUAUUAUGGUUACUGGAUCCAUCUGUAUUCUGGUGUGGUGCCAGGUCUACUUACCUCUGCUUUGAGGGAAUAUCCUGCCAUGCUUUUUUUCUAUUGGUUUGUAAUUAUCUGCACAAUUUCCAAGACGUUCCCUAAAAGAAAUGUUGCAAUUUGAUACUCAUUAUGGGGGAAAGAGAUGGACUAUGAUUCAAAUUAAGUGCAUAUGAACACCUGAACAUGCAAAGCUACGGAUUUUGUAAACAAACCAACCCAAUUAAAAAAAAUGUUUAGUAGAGGACACCCUAUUUCCCUAAUUGGUACCAAACUCAACGUUCUUUUAGGGAGCUUUCUAACAACCAGGACCCUAAAUGCUGCCUUUCUGCUCUCUCUCUCCUGGUUGACCAAUCAGAUCUUGGAUAUGUUGCACUCCAUUGUCUCUGCUGUAGUUUUUGAAUAUGCAAAACAAGAAGUUACACACCUGGGCUUUUACCUAAGCAUUUUUAAAAGGCUCUGUUGCACUGGUUCACCGUUUGCCAAAUCGCUUUUUUCUUUUGUUUUUUAGUGGAUUCAUUUUGUAAACCUAACAGGUGGUUUUAAACUGAGACUGUGUUUGAAACUGGCUGGAGAUUUGUGAUUCUGACUGAGCUGAGAACUGAAUGACUGAAUAAGCACAAUGUAUCCUCAAUCAAUUGACAUCUGUUUUAUCAAAGAGUGUCCAGAGAUUCAGUGUGUUAUCCGCUAGAUUCAAUGCAUUUUGUAAUUUUGCUACUUGGUGGUGAUAUAAACAAACCUCCUGACCUUCUCUGUUGUUCAAGUGCAUUCCGUAUUUUAGUUUCUAAAGAAAUACUGAAUCUCCCAGUAAAAGAUAAUCACGAUGCAGAGGAAGUCCAGUUCUGUAUCUGCACACUUUUCUCAAGGUUUAUUGUAACGGUGAGUUGUGUUCACAAUAAAUGUCUAAUCACUGAA
Messenger RNA from Gymnodraco acuticeps, 3882 nucleotides. RefSeq names its product nuclear factor, interleukin 3 regulated (gene nfil3). The transcript is spliced from 3 exons. Gene Ontology annotation, biological process: DNA-templated transcription; circadian rhythm; regulation of DNA-templated transcription. Gene Ontology annotation, molecular function: DNA binding; DNA-binding transcription factor activity. The record is from RefSeq and is a predicted model, not a curated record. The coding region runs from base 440 to 1618 and encodes 392 amino acids. Lineage: Eukaryota; Metazoa; Chordata; Actinopteri; Perciformes; Bathydraconidae. Gene Ontology annotation, cellular component: nucleus.